Carlito syrichta (Philippine tarsier) is the source of this 1040-nucleotide messenger RNA. Its product is annotated as olfactory receptor 1Q1. NCBI's taxonomy places the organism in Eukaryota, Metazoa, Chordata, Mammalia, Primates, Tarsiidae. The coding region runs from base 43 to 987 and encodes 314 amino acids. The record is from RefSeq and is a predicted model, not a curated record. Gene Ontology annotation, cellular component: membrane. The transcript has a single exon. Gene Ontology annotation, molecular function: olfactory receptor activity; G protein-coupled receptor activity. Gene Ontology annotation, biological process: G protein-coupled receptor signaling pathway.
UCAAGUCUAUAAACAUAAUUAUUUUUGUUUUUAUGGCAACAGAUGGAAAACACCAGCUGGACCAGUGUGUCCCAUUUUGUUCUCUUGGGCAUUUCUACCUGCCCAGAAGAGCAGAUCCCACUCUUUCUUCUUUUUCUACUCAUGUACACAAUCAACAUUUCUGGCAACUUUGUCAUCAUCACACUGAUUAUCUCUGCUCCACACCUCCGCUCCCCCAUGUACAUCUUCCUCAGUAACUUGGCUUUGGCAGACAUUUGCUUCACCUCCACCACAGUCCCCAAGAUGCUGCAGAACAUUUUCUCCCCUACAAAGGCCAUUUCCUACAUUGGCUGCUUAGCCCAGACUUAUUUCUUCAUUUGCUUUGCAGCUAUGGAAAACUUUAUCCUGGCUAUGAUGGCCUAUGACAGGUAUAUUGCUAUCUGCCAUCCUUUCCGCUAUCCUAUGAUCCUGACCAGAAUACUGUGUGUGCAGAUGGUGGCCAUGUGCCAUGUCUUCUCUAACCUUCAUGCUCUGCUGCACACCUUUCUCAUGGGCCGACUGAUUUUCUGUGCAGAUAACAAGAUCCCCCACUUCUUUUGUGACCUCUACCCUCUAAUGAAGAUCUCCUGCACCAGCACUCACCUCAACACCCUGAUGAUUCACACAGAAGGUGUUAUUGUCAUCAGUGGAGCUCUGGCCUUCAUAAUGGCAUCUUAUGCCUGCAUCAUAUCAGUGGUCCUCCAGAUCCCCUCAGCCAAGGGCAAGUGGAGAGCCUUUUCUACCUGUGGCUCCCACCUCACUGUGGUUGCCAUAUUCUACGGCACCCUCACAUGGGUCUACUUCCGGCCUCUUUCCAGCUAUUCAGUGAUCAAGAGUCGUACUGUAACAGCCAUGUAUACUGUGGUGACUCCCAUGCUGAACCCUUUCAUCUACAGCCUCAGGAAUAGAGAUGUCAAGUUAGCCUUCAAGAAAUGGAUAAGUAGAAUAGAGACUCCUUUCUUUAGAUAAAACCCCAAAAUACAGUUUUAUCUAUAAUUCUGGGGAAACAUUUUUGUAUCUUA